UUGAGCUAAUAAUUAACUUAAAACAAGCACAGCAGACCGUGAUUUGACCCAAAAACUACGACCUAGGACUGACUUGUUGUUAAGCAGCAAGCAAUGGCACGCUUAAUUUUGUUCUGCAUAUUUCAUCUCUUCGCUUGCAUUUGUGCUCAGGAUAAAGCAUUUUUAAUCACUGCACCGAAACUCCUGCGACUCGAUGCUUCAGAAAAUGUGAUGGUGCAGUUGUUCGGUUAUGACCAGGAUACCACCGUGGAUCUUUACCUUAAGAAAUCACUGGCAGCAGGAGACAAAACAUAUGCAUUUCAUUCCUUAAAACUGAAUUCUCAGAACAAUUAUCAAUCUGUGGCUACUUUACGGAUCAUGCCUAAAGAUUUUCCGAAGGGGGAAACACAUGUCUACCUCCAGGCUAUAUCUACUGGGGGUUUCAGUAAACAUGAAAGAAUCCCAGUCACUACUGUUAAUGGUUUUCUCUUUAUCCAGACUGACAAACCACUAUACACACCUGAUCAGGAAGUACAAGUCCGUGUUUACUCCUUCAACGAAGAGCUGAGGAAAUCUAGACGUACCGUGACCCUUACAUUUGUGGACCCCAAUGGAAUCAAGGUAGAAAUGAUUGAUAUGACAGACAUCAAUGGAGCAAAGCCACUUCUACCUCCCUUCAAAAUACCACUUAAGCCAACUUUUGGAAUCUGGAAAAUUGAGGCCACAUAUGCAGAGAUUUUUGAAACCACUGCCACCGCUGCAUUUGAAGUCAAAGAAUACGUCCUGCCCAGCAUUUUUGUUCACAUCGAGCCUGGAGCAAACUACGUCAGUGUCGACAACUUCGACUCUUUUCCACUGAAGAUUUCGGCCAAGUAUGCACAUGGUACACCGGUUACCGAUGCCGAUGUGUUUGUGAGGUUUGGUUACAGUUCUCCAGAUGAAACAGUCAUGAUCCCAACAACAUUUAAAAACCAUCAGAUGACAGAUGGAAACCUGGAUGUCAAUCUAAACAUCAAGUCAGCUCUGUCCACCAUGCCUGACGGACCUCAACACCUGCAUGAAAUGAAGACAAACACAUUUCUUCGCGUCAUAGUUUUGGUGCAAGAGUCAACUGGUGGGAUCUCCGAGCAGGCAGUGCUCUCACAUGUGAAGUUUGCAGAAUCUCCAUUUAACCUACAAGUGGUUGCAACUCCUCCAUUCAUCAAGCCUAAUUUACCAUACACUAUUAGAGUGUUGGUGACAGAUCCUUUGGGUGAACCACAAAAAGGAGUGAAAGUCCAGGUAAAGGCAACAACAAGAAAUGUCAACAAGGAAACAGAGACGCUUAGGUUUGAUGGACACAUGGAGACAACUACAGCAAUAAGUACGAGGGAUGGAAUUGCGUACUUCAUACCUAAUAUACCCAAAGAUGUGGAAAAAGCUGAAUUUACUUUCAACACAGCAGAUGAUCCUUGGAAUCAAGCCCAAGUCACAUUUACUGCAGAAUCCUAUGUCUCUCCCAAUCACCGAUACUUGUACAUUAAUUUACCAUCGGAAUCUUCAGAGUUUAAAGUUGGCCAGUACACAAACAUCGAAGUUCACUUUGAAUAUCGUGAAUAUCUUUCCUUGAAGACCUUCAGCUACCAGAUCAUCUCUAAAGGGAAGGUGGUGAAGUAUGCAACAGUUAAUCGUAUAAAUGAAAGGAGUCAGAAUCUGAACAUUCAGAUAACCCAUGACAUGGUGCCAUCUGCACGACUGCUGGUUUAUUACAUCCUGACCGGAGAGGGCACAGCUGAACUGGUGGCAGAUUCAGUGUGGUUUGAUGUUACGGCGACUUGUGUCAAUAAUUUAAAUGUGGAUCUCUCAACUCUCAACUCACAGACACUCUACAAGCCCAAAGAUGAGCUCAAUUUAAAGGUGUCAACUAAAACCAUUCAGGAGGAUUCACUGGUGGCGCUGUCUGUUGUAGACACAGCCCUAUACACCCUCAGAUCUGACACUACAAACCCUCUAAAAAAGGUGCUGGCACAUAUUGAGCGAAGUGACUUGGGUUGUGGAAGAGGGGCUGGCAAAAACAACGCUGACGUGUUUGACCGUGCCGGGCUUAUGAUCAUCACCAAUGCAAAUGCCAAGACCUCCAGUGAAGGGACGGCUUGCCAGUCUACGGCUAGGCCAAAGCGUUCGAUUGACCUGAGCAUUAAACUCGAUGAACAAGCGAACAAGUUUGGGAUGUUCAAGAACUGCUGCUUAGCUGGGACAAGCAGUAGCCCGACCCUUGAAACCUGUAGAGAUCGUACUAGGAAUCUACAGGUGCCCGCUGAUAUAAAGAAGAACCCUAAUUAUGAGAAACAGUGUAAGGCCGCCUUUUACAAAUGCUGUGAAUUUGCAAUAAAGCUCCGUCAUGACAGUGAGAAAAAGAUCAUUUUGUGUCGCGCAGGAAUUGACUUUAUGUUGGAUUUGGCACCAUCGGUUCGGAGCUACUUCCCUGAGAGUUGGUUAUGGGAGGAAAAGACAAUCGGCAGAUCUGGAUCGGUAAGCAUCAACAAAAAUAUUCCAGAUUCGCUGACUACAUGGGAAGUGAAAGCAGUUGGGGUUUUCAGUGAGGGUAUAUGCAUGGCAAACCCUUUAAAGAUUCACGUGUCUCAGGAAGUUAGUAUAAAUAUCCCGUUGCCGUAUUCAAUGGUACGCGGAGAGCAGAUUGAGCUCAAGGGUUCAGUCUACAACCAGCGUUCUACAAGUAUUACGUUCAGUGUUUCACUGACAGCACCGGAUGGAGUAUGCGUGUUUCGUGGUGUUCUGCAGGGGAAAAAUGACCAACCACAUGAAAACAGUGGGACAGUAGAUGCCAAUUCAAUAGCCUUGGUCAAGUUCUACAUCAUGGCCUUGGAAGCAGGAACUCAUACACUUACUUUCACUUUACAAACAUGGUUGGGGGCGAGGGCGACGAGGGGGAAUAAGAGGACUGAGAUUUUGAUCAAGAAGUUGAGAGUUGUGCCAGAGGGAAUUAGGACAGAGUUAUCAACCGGAGGAAGGAUAGAUCCACGAGGCGUUUUUGGUACUCCAAUCCGAAAACUUGAGCUAAAAAACUCCAUUCCUCCAAAAAUUGUGCCCAAGUCAACCGUGGAACGGUCAUUAUUGGUUAACGGAGAAGUGCUGGGUGAACUACUGUCAAUCAUAAACAACCCACAGGGUUUAAAGCAGUUGACUACACUACCAAGGGGCUCAGCUGAGGUGGAGCUCAUGGGUCUUCUUCCAAUCUUCUAUGUCUACCACUAUCUAGAAAGCACAGAAAAUUGGGACAUUUUGGGGAAAGAGGCGGCUGCGAGUAACAUGGAAUUGAAGAGAAAAAUGAAAGAUGGCAUCACCAGCAUCCUGUCCUUUAAGUUAAAACGAGAAUAUGCCUUCAGCAUGUGGUCAAAUGAGGAUAAAACAGCCAGCACCUGGGUGACCGCUCUUGUCGUCAAGACUUUCGCUGAUAUGCACGACUAUGUCGCUGUGGAGUCCAAGAUUCUGAGCAACACCAUCUCUUGGCUGAUCAAACAAUGUCAAAAGCCAGACGGCUCCUUUGUUGAACAAUCUGAAACCAAACCAAUUAAACUUAUGGGUGCUGGAGCAGAUGUUACUGAACAGACUGUUUUCCUCACAUCUUAUGUCAUGAUUGGAAUUAAAAGGGCUAUGUUGAUCAAAACUCUUAACCUGGAGGAGUAUAAAACGGCUUUAAAUCGUGCAGCAAGCUACGUGUCCUCUCAGUCGAAGAAGCUUGGAAAUUUGUAUGUUAGAGCCAUCUCAUCCUAUGCCCUAACACUGGUAGACUUGCAUAGUAUUCCUGCAGUCGAACUUUAUGAGGGACUCAAGAGAAAGGCUCAAGUCAAAGGAAACCCUGUCACGGUUCGUUUCUGGGAAGAAACUCAACCAAGCAAGGAUCCAUUGAAACCCAGUAAAACAACAGCAAGGACCGUGGAAACAACUGCUUACGUCCUGCUUAAUGCAUUACAUAGAGGCGAUACCUACUAUGCAAAACCCAUUAUGAACUGGCUUACACAAGAUCAGAGAUAUGGAGGAGGCGUCCAUUCCACACAGGACACUAUUGUCACUUUGGAAGCCCUGUCCAGGUACAGCAUCUUAGCCCAAAAAAUCGUCUUAGACAUGGUGGUCAACAUUGAAUACAGGAAUAAAGGUGACAUCAGCAGCAUCAAACUAACACAACAGAAGCCGAUGGCUAAACCAAUAGAGGUGACUCAGAAUGAUGAUGUCAUUGUCAAAACAGCAAUGACCAACGGAGUGUCGUUUGCCACACUCCGAACGGUGUACUACGAAAUGUCAGAAAGCAAUGAAAAGUGCAACUUUGAUAUCUCAAUCGACAUGCCUCAGCGGGACCCAAAUUCAAACGAUCCCAUGCUUUUGUCACCACGGAUUGUGGCUUGUGCAAAAUACAAGCCACAUGAAAAUUCUGUUGAAAUGGAGUCUGGACUUACUGUGAUGGAAAUUAAUUUGCCGACUGGAGUGAGCCCAAUACAAGAGGAUCUAGAUAUGUAUCAGAAUGGAAUGGAGUCUCGAUUUUCCAACUAUGAAAUCAUUGGUGACCAAGUCAUCCUUCAAAUAGAGUCGAUACCAUCAGACAGCCCCUACUGCGUGGGUUUCCGUAUUCAACAGGAAUUUGAAGUGGGCACAGCCAGCGCCUCUGUAUUUAAAGUUUAUGAGUUUAAUGCUCCAGAUUAUCAGUGUAUGAAAUACUACAGCCAAAGUCAGAGGCUGUUACGACUCUGUGAUGGAGACCAGUGCCAGUGUAUGGCAGCGGAAUGCUGCAACUUCAAAUCUACCAUUGAUCCCAGUAUCACGGCUGAUCAGCUCAAAAAGGAUGUGUGCAGAGAAAACAUUAAAUAUGCUUUCAAAGUGUUAAUAAGCUCAUCUGAGACAGCAGGUGAUUUUGUGAUCUACAAAGCAAUAGUUAAACAAGUCCUCAAAAAAGAACAAACAGAUGACAUAAAAACAGACUCUGAGAUUGAACUUGUUAGAAGGGUGACUUGCAGUUCAACAAACAUUGAAGUUGACAAACAUUAUUUGAUUCAAACUGCUGAAAGUAUACAGACACGAGUGGGUCGUGUUUACAAGUAUAAAUUUCCUUUGGACUCGCAAGCUUGGGUGGAGUGGUGGCCAACCGAAACUGAUGUAUGCACAGAUGCUGCCUGUGGUCAAUAUAUUAACGUUUUGGGUGAUUUUGAAUUUGAUUUUUUGAUUUCUGGCUGUUAAGAUACCUAAUGUUAUAAGAACUGAUGUCUGUUGUUGUUCUAUAACAACAUCUGCUGUAAUUGUUUGAGAUUUUGUUU
This is a messenger RNA of Misgurnus anguillicaudatus (oriental weatherfish), 5285 nucleotides long. The record is from RefSeq and is a predicted model, not a curated record. NCBI's taxonomy places the organism in Eukaryota, Metazoa, Chordata, Actinopteri, Cypriniformes, Cobitidae.